This is a messenger RNA of Huiozyma naganishii CBS 8797, 528 nucleotides long. It is a transcript of the gene CNB1, whose product is annotated as calcineurin regulatory subunit B. The record is from RefSeq and is a predicted model, not a curated record. The coding region runs from base 1 to 528 and encodes 175 amino acids. Lineage: Eukaryota; Fungi; Ascomycota; Saccharomycetes; Saccharomycetales; Saccharomycetaceae. Gene Ontology annotation, molecular function: calcium-dependent protein serine/threonine phosphatase regulator activity; calcium ion binding. The transcript has a single exon.
AUGGGUGGUGCGACGUCGCGGAUAGUGGAUGACCUGCUGGAUGACACGAAUUUCGACAGGGAUGAGAUCGAGCGGCUGCGGAAGCGGUUCAUGAAGCUGGACAGGGACUCGUCCGGGUCCAUCGACAAGAACGAGUUCAUGAGCAUCCCUGGUGUCUCAUCGAACCCGCUCGCUGCAAGGAUCAUGGAGGUGUUCGACACGGAUAACUCGGGGGACGUAGAUUUUCAAGAGUUUAUUACAGGGUUGUCCAUCUUUAGUGGGCGCAGCGGGAAGGACGAGAAACUGAACUUUGCGUUCAAGAUUUACGAUAUCGACAAGGACGGGUACAUCUCCAACGGGGAACUGUACAUCGUGCUCAAGAUCAUGGUCGGGAACAACCUCGAGGACGAACAGUUGCAACAGAUCGUCGACAGGACAAUUGUCGAGAACGACAAGGACGGGGACGGGAAACUCAGCUUCGAAGAGUUCAAGAGCGCAAUCGAGACUACAGAGGUUGCCAAGAGCCUCACUCUACAGUACGAUAUAUAG